AUUUAUAAUUAAGAAAAUAAACAUUUCAUUUUCGAAAUUACUUUUGUCAUUACAAAGAUUACAUUUCAUGAAAUACAUUUUAGCUGAUAUUAGAAACAUAAAUUUCAUAAACUUAUUUAUUAAUAAAAAAUUAAUUUGAUAAUGGCACAUAUUAAGGGCGUUAAUACGGUCUAGUAGAUGAGUCACCCGGAUGAUAUUCAUCGCAUGUUACAGCAUCGUACGUCGGCGCACUGAACCUCAAUCGAUCCCUUAUUCUUGAAUCACGUGAUCACAACGUAUCGUAGUAUCGUCAUCAAAGAGCAGACGUAACGAACGGCUGCAUCGCGCCGGCGGCCGUGCAUCUGGUGCAGCGUUUCAACAGUGCCGCACCUUAGUUUGUCUCGCCUCGUCUCGCUCUACCUCGCCAACUUUAUCAUUUUCAUUCUUAUCGCAAACUAACAACGCGCUCUCUUCACUCAUCGACGUGGGCAAACACACGCUGAUAUAGUCGCGUGUGUCACCGCGUGUAUGAAAAUGCCGCGCAAGAGAACAUCCAUGAUACACGAGACAUCCGUUGGAUGCAGAAACGCUGCUAAAAAUCCAAGGUGAUCUUUGUCUUUUCAUCGCAUACAACAGAUUCGUUUUUAUACUCUGUUUGAAUAUCGAAAGCUUCAUGCAAAAAAUGGAAGAAUCCCAAAGGUAUGAGGAAUCUGAUAUGUAUAAGGAACAACCACCUUGCAGUUUACGAAAAUUAGGAGACAUGGUCCCUGCACGUGUCGUGUUGUACAUGCUCUCAUUUUCCGGAUUCCUUGUGUCUUUCAUGAUGAGAACGGACAUUAAUAUUGCUAUGGUGGCCAUGGCAAAGCUGCCGUCAACGUCGAACAAUGAAACCACCGCGGUGACGUCUCACUGUUACACAAUACCAAAUGCGUCAUAUGUGGAAAAUACUACUAUAAUCAGACCGGAGGAUGCUGGAGAAUUUGAAUGGAGUCCAGCUACUCAGUCGGCUAUUCUUAGUUCUUUUUACUGGUGUUACAUACUCUCACAAAUGCUCGGUGGUGUUCUUACUCAGUAUUUCGGCACUAAAACCAUAUUCGGCGGAUCUCAAGCUGUCACUGCCGUCUGCAGUUUGCUCAUGCCAACUGCUGCGGAGAUCCAUUAUGGGGCCAUGAUAGCAUUGCGUAGCAUACAAGGCAUUGCAAGUGGACUUACGUGGCCUGCCAUGUACGCCGUAAUCGGGCAUUGGAUUCCACCCGUGGAACGUUCACGCUUCAUGUCUUCCUUUCAAGGGUUCAGCAUCGGCAUCGGAUUGACCUAUCCAUUGUGCGCGUUCAUCAUCGCCCAUUUCGGAUGGAGGGCCGUAUUCUACAUGACUGGUACGAUCGGUCUCAUCUGGUGCAUCUUUUGGUAUUUUUGCGCCUUCGACACUCCUGCCUUGCAUCCUCGAAUUUCUAAGCCGGAACUUCGUUAUAUUCAAGAAUGUGUUAGAAAUCAAGUUAUCGGAGCAAACGAAGACUUGCCCGUUCCUUGGAAAUCUAUACUCACGUCUUGGCCAGCGUGGGCUAUUGGUAUUACAACCUUCGGAAGAAUAUGGGUGCACUAUGUCUUUAUCAUUCCCGGCCCGAUGUAUAUGAAGACGGUAUUAGGAUUCAGUAUACAGGCAAAUGGCAUUCUGUCGGGUGCACCAUUUAUCUGUAGCUACUUAAGUUCUGUUGUGUUCUGUUAUGUUGCGGAUCUUCUAGUUACGCGACAAAUCAUGACUUUAAUAACUGUGCGCAAGAUAUUUACCGCGCUGUCUCAAGUAGUUCCCGGAAUACUUGUAAUUUUAAUUGGAUACUUAGGUUGCGAUAUUAUCCUAGUUUUAAUCGUAUGGUUCCUAGCUGUUACUCUCAUAACAGCUGGCUAUGCGGGCGCAAUGGCCAAUAUCGUCGACAUAGCACCAAAUUUUGCUGGGCCAGUAUUAGCGUUCGCGCAAACAAUUCACAUGACCGCUAGUUUUCUAUCUCCUAUAGCAGCUGGUCUGCUUACACAAGAAAGCCAAUCUCUCGAUUCAUGGAGAAGAGUAUUUGCAGUAACUGCGGGUGUAUCUUGCAGUACAUAUAUUGCUUAUCAAAUAUUUGGUACAGCGGACAUACAAGCGUGGAAUUAUCCCGAUCAAAAAUAUCCUCAAUCUCUUCAAGAAGAUUCUCAGCCAUUAAAUGACACGUCGCGAGAAACGAGCAAGAUUGUUCCGAGCCGAAGAAAUCCGUCAGAACAAGCGUAACGUAUUUUUAUUUCGAUAUCUAAUUUUUUGCUAUCAUCAUUCCUUACGUCAAAACUUAAGUCUUUAACGCGCAAAACACAGUCGAAUAUAUAUAUAUAUAUAUAUAUAUAUAUAUAUA
Pogonomyrmex barbatus (red harvester ant) is the source of this 2360-nucleotide messenger RNA. RefSeq names its product sialin. Gene Ontology annotation, cellular component: membrane. Gene Ontology annotation, molecular function: transmembrane transporter activity. Gene Ontology annotation, biological process: monoatomic anion transport; transmembrane transport. Lineage: Eukaryota; Metazoa; Arthropoda; Insecta; Hymenoptera; Formicidae. The record is from RefSeq and is a predicted model, not a curated record.